UGUCAGCAACACAUUAAUAUUCAAGACACUGUGGUCUUGAGUCUGCUGUCGCCAUAGCUACAGAUGUUGUAAAGGUGUUGCAUACAUGUCGCCCUCAUAAAGAGAGCUCACUCUGCAGCCCUCUCUCCCCCUCUCGCUCUCUCUCUCUCAGUGUGGGGAGCAGAAUGUGGACUCAGGCUGAAAAGCCUCAGGCCGCUUCCUCAUGACAUCACAUGGUUGCAGAAUGACUUGUCUAACAUUCAGUCUGUGAAGCAAGACUUCCUAAACACAGAGCGCGGUCACCUCUCUGUUGAUACUGAGAGCGGAUAAAGGGCUUGACUUUCUUGAGCGUUAUCAUUUGUAAAAGGAACCAGUUUUGAGAGUGUUUGUGUUAUCAGCGAUCUCAUCAUCUGAUGCUACUUCCUGUCUCUGUUGUCAUGGCGACUGUGAGAGCCCCAGAGCACAGGAUACGGGCCCAGUGAAGGAGGCCCCAUGUCUGAUUUCCACUCCUGACCGCCGCUUACGCACCACGCCAGUUCAAGCGUCCCUAGACAGAGUCCCAGAUAUGGAGGAGGAGGAGGGCAGGGUGAAUGGCUUUGGGCCGAGCUCAGGGAGGAGGGGUUCGGACUGGGGUCACAUCGCCCUGCUGGACAAGACCAAAGAGUUCUUCCAGACGUGCGACGUGGAGGGGAAAGGCUUCAUUACCCGCACCGAUAUGAGGAGGCUCCAUAGAGAGCUGCCUCUGUCUGCAGAGGAGCUGGAGGACGUGUUUGACUCUCUGGAUACAGACCGUACUGGUUACCUCACGCUGGAGGCAUUCUCCUCUGGAUUCAGUCAGUUCCUACACGGCCGAAGGAUCUCUGUUGCUGAUGACCAGAAUCAGGCCUCCAGCCCUAUGUUUAGAACCAAGGAAGCACUUUAUCAGAGCCAAUGGGAGGCCAAGCUGUCAGGAGUUGAAGACGAGGAGGAGAGGCACUUCUGCAUGCUGCUGGAGAGCCUGGGAGCCAGUAAUGUGUUUGAAGAUCCGGGCGAGGUGCGCAGUCUCUGGGCUCAGCUCCGGCGAGACGAGCCUCACCUCCUGUCCAAUUUCGAGGAGUUCCUGGCCAGGGUCACCCACCAAAUAAAAGAGGCCCACCAGGAAAAGAAGGAGAUGGAGAGUGCCCUCCAGAGGAAGGCAGCGACACACGACAGUGAGAUCCGUUAUUUAUAUGAAGAGAUGGAGGCUCAGAUCAAAAAUGAGAAAGACAGACUGCUAUUAAAGGACUCUGAGCGUCUUCAGUUGCGUAGCCAGGACCUGGAGCACCAGCUGUUUUCAAAGGAGAGAGAGCUGGAGCAGCUUUUCCAGAAACAGAAAAGGUUAGAGCUCCAGUGCCGCGAGCUGAGCAGCGAGAAGCAGGAGAGCCAUGUGGAGAACGUCAAGCUGAAGAUGACCAACGACGAGCUGUCCCGAGCGCUGGAGAGCACCAGCCAGGAGCUGGCGCUGGCCCAGGACCAGCUGGCCAUGCUGCAGGAGCAGGCUGCCCGCCUGCACCAGGAGAAAGAGAUGGAAAUGUACAGAGUGACUGAGGGUCUGCAGAGAGAAAAGCAAAGUCUCAUGAAGCAGCUCGACCUCCUCAGAGAGAUGAACAAGCAUUUAAAGGAUGAGCGAGACAUGUGCUGCGGAGUACCUCGAACCUCACUCAGAAAGAAGCAGAAGCAGAGAGCGGGCCUCACCAACAUAUUUGAUGACAGCAGCCAGCCGGCAAAAAGAGCCUCACUGUUGGUGGAUGGGUCCUACCAGUCUCUGGAGGCUUUGCCUAUAGAGCACCUUCAAAUCGUGUUUGUUGCUUCCUCCUCCUGUAGUGAGGAUGAUACCACCACCACUACUACCUCCUCCUCCUCCACUGCCACCGCUGUUCCUGCCCCUGCAUGUCAACAACGCCCUGCAACAAAGAAAAACUCCGGCUUAGCCAACGGCUACGCCAACUCUGCUCCACCCAAAGGGCAUGAUAUGAAGGCAAAAGCCAAAAAGGCGCCCAGCAAGAUGGCCGCCACCAAGAGGACGCCUGGGAAAGACAGAGAAAGAGGGAAGAAGGUGGAGAUUGAAAAGAAGAGGACGGGGGUGGAAGAGGAGGUGUUGGAUGCCCCUCCGGAUGGGUGGCCCCUCCGACGGGUCAUCUCCAUCGAAGAGGAUCACCUGCCCCACCUGCUCCAAGGCGGGCCCCAGCCCUUACUGCACCAGCUCAGUGAGGAGGAGGACGAGGAGGAUGAAGAGGAAGAGGAGGGAGCACGGAGCGACAUUGAGUCUAGUGUUGUCAUGGCAACAGACCAGCCUGCCACCCCAACUUCCAGUCACAUUCCAGUCUUGGCAGAAGCUCCCCUGGCGAGGAAAUCCCGCUUUUCCCGAGCAAAAAAGACACCCUUGUCUCCGAGAGGACAGCCUGUCGGGAAGGAGACUCAGCAAAAGACAAAGGAGGGAGCACUGUUUGCCCCAGACCGUCUGUUUAAGGUGGUCCUGGUUGGCAACUCCAGUGUAGGCAAGACAUCUCUGCUACGCUCCUUCUGUGAGGGCCGUUUCCACCCUUCCACCACUGCUACUGUGGGCAUUGACUACAGUGUGAAAACAUUAACCCUGGACAAUAUGCAGGUAGCCAUGCAGCUCUGGGACACAGCAGGUCAAGAGAGGUACCGCAGCAUAACCAAGCAGUUCUUUCGGAAAGCAGACGGUGUGGUGGUGAUGUACGAUGUCACGGUGGAGGAGAGCUUCAAGGCCGUGCAACCCUGGCUCACCAAUGUCCAGGACGCUGCAGGAGAAGGGAUCCCCGUCCUCCUUCUAGGCAACAAAAUGGACAUGGAUGGAGGCAGGGAGGUGUCAUUUAAAGAAGCUGAGCAACUGGCUUAUGAAAACAAGGUGAUGUUCUUUGAGGUCAGCGCUUACACAGGCAAGAAUGUGACAGAGUCCCUGACGCACCUGGCCAGAGUGUUAAUGGAGCAGGAGGACAGAGUGAGAGAUACAACAGUCAUCCUCAGCGCUCAGCCCAUAAAGAAGAAAGCCUGCUGCAAGUGAAGACACACUGACCAACAAGAGAAAGCUCAAUACUCUGUAAGGAAUCUACAUUUGACCACUUUUUGAUGGUGGAUCUGCAGUGAAAUCAGUAUUGGACUCGGGUAAAGACCUUAACACAGAUUGAAGUCGUGUCUUUUGACCCAGACAUGCAGUACACGUUGAAGUCUACAUGAAGGAUGGUGUUCCCUGUGCGAACAAACUGCUGUCAGGCUUAAAUGAUAAAGCUCAGAGAAUGAGCUUGUCUAAAGUGAAAAUAAGGUGCUGCAUCAUUUCCUGUAAAUAAUGCUGUGUUGCCAAAUCACAGUAGUGCUGUCUAUAAGAUUUAAAGUGAAAACUGAUUCUGUACUAUGAGAAAAAUCUUAAAUAUACUACAGGCUUUUCAUAACUGAAUGUUAGAUUUACAGUCUCAAAUUCUCUGUAUUUCUCUGUAUCUGGUGGAGUGUAUGUUACGUAGUUAUAUUUUGUUGAAACUAAAACUGAAAUAAAUUAUUUGGAAUUCAUUGAAACAGUAGUUUUAAAUGAAAAUCGUGUGAGAAAAAUCUUGACUUGAAUCACUAACAUUUUAUUCAUCAUCACAUUCUUUUUUCAUUUCCUUUCUCUAAUCUCCAAAACAAAGUGGUUCAUGACAUAUUGCAUCUGUUUGUUACUGUUCUUGAGGCAUUGUUCUGUUUUAUUCUGGCACCAAAAUACAGUUGCUCUGAAUUAUCCUCAAUUAAAGAAAUAAAUAAAUUACAUUUCA
Messenger RNA from Lates calcarifer (barramundi perch), 3764 nucleotides. It is a transcript of the gene cracr2ab, whose product is annotated as calcium release activated channel regulator 2Ab. Bases 545 to 3025 code for a protein of 826 amino acids. The transcript has 18 exons. NCBI's taxonomy places the organism in Eukaryota, Metazoa, Chordata, Actinopteri, Centropomidae. The record is from RefSeq and is a predicted model, not a curated record. Gene Ontology annotation, molecular function: GTPase activity; GTP binding; calcium ion binding.